UUGUUUAUUACCAACACACCGGCAAAACCCCUCUCCUUUUGCUCUCGUAAAAACACAACGAAAGUAUUUUUCUCAACUUCCAUGAGUUGAGAGUUCCAAGAGUUUCUUCAGGCAGUUUCAAGUCGUCCGUUGAAGUGCAAAGCAAUCGUUUCUUUUGUGUCGUAAAGCUAAUAUAUUUGUAAAUUAUAAAUUUCUCUUGACAUUCAAAUAUUAAUUAAACAAUCAAUUUAUUAUCAAACAACAACAGAUUCAUCAUUUUGAAAAAAAUACAUUGAAGAAAAUCUUUUCUUUAUUGCAUUGGUCAACGUACAAUCUACAGGAGACAUUGGAUAUUAUCUCAAUUUCUUUGACCGAUUUGAUUGGGUUCUCCCUGGAGCCGGGGGUGGGUGAGGAGAUUAGGAGGAAGUAAAAAUGACAAUGACGAAAGAUUCAGCUGCUUUUAAAGAAGUGAGUGUACUUCUGAGAUCAUUGAUAACACCAUACAAUAAUGAUGGUGGUAUUAGACUCUCAAAAUUAUAUGAAGAAUAUAAAGAAGAAGAACAAGAAGAGCUGCCAUUUCGUGCAUUGGGUUAUAGUUCAAUAACAGCAUUGUUGGAUGCUGUUGAAAAUGUACAUUUAGUGCGUAAAUAUGAUGAUUGGUAUGCAACAACAACACCAAAUUCUAAAACAGCUCAUAUUCAUGAGCUUAUUGCAAAUCAAAGAUCAAGCAGCAGAAAAAAAAGAUCACAUUCAUAUGGUACAAAUCGUUUUCAUAAUGCUGGAAGAGUGCCAUCAUAUAGACCACCAAGUGAUACACAAUCAAGAUUUUCAUCAGCACCAUCAUCGUCUUAUGGAUAUAACAGAUCAAGAUCUCAACCAAGUAAUGAUUAUUCAAGUCGUUCAAGAAGCUCAACAACAACAUCAUCAUCAUCUUCAUCUUCAUUGUACAAUCGUUCAUCAUCAAGUCGUCCAGCUCAAUCAAGUUAUGAUAGACCACGUGGUAAUUAUAAUGGAUCAAUAACGACAACACCACCAAGCUAUGGUCGUUCAUACUCAUAUUCAUCAGUACAACAAAAAACACCAUCACCACCAACAGUUACAAAAACUCCUUUAUCACAAAGGAAAGUUCAUGUUUAUUUACCUGAAAGUGCCAAAAAAAGUGAACCAACAACACCACCAUCAAAUACUUCAUCAACAAAAAGUGAUACAGAAUUUCGAAAACCUGAUGUACCAUCAUUAUCAUCAUCAAGAUCACGUCAUUCAUCUAGUAAUGAAAAUUCAUCACGUACUAGAGUAUCAUCAUCAUCACCAUCUAAUAGAAACAAGAUUCCAAUAAUUCUUAAAGAAAGAGAACAAAUAUUACCACCAUUACCACCAUCACCACCACCAAAAUCAAAAUCACCACUUCCACCAUUACCAGAAUCACCAUCACCACCAUCACCACCAUCACUUUUAACAUUGAAAAUUAAACCACCAUCAUCAUCUUCAUCUGUGCUUUCAUCUUCUGGUAAAUCAUCUAAAAAAACUUUAACUCCAUUACAAGAAAGACUAAAAAAUCUUGAAAUUUAUUCUACUAAAACAUCAACUGAACCAACAACACCAAAAACAACAACAGCAGCAACACCAACAGCAACACCAACACCAACAGCAACAACAACAACAACAAUUGUUGGUAAUGAUCCAAGAAAAGAAGUUGAAAGUUUAGCUGCAAAAUUAAAACUUCCAAGGCCACUUUAUCAAUGUGCUGCUGCAAAAGGACCACAUGAAAAUUACAGUGUAUUAUCACUUGGACCUGGUUAUAAAUUUUACAGUUAUCCACAAGGUGCUAAUAGUGAAGCAGAAGCACAAGCAAUUGCAGCUAAAAAAGCUAUAAUGAAAUUAUGUGAAGAUAUGUCUACAAAUAAUAAGAUCUUGCCAAUAACAAAAGAUGAUAAAAUAAUUGCUCAAAGAAUUGUUGAAAUUGUUAAUGCUCAUCGUAGUGGUGUUAUUGAAGAUUCAAUUCCCAAUUACUACAAGAAAAAUUACAACGAGUUAUUACCAAAUAACUGGACAGAAAUUCUUGUAUCAUUGGAUAAUAUGAUAGAAAUUGAUAAUUGUGUUGCUGGUCGUUUGAUAACGAAGAAGACUGAAAUUAGUAGAACAUCACCACAUCCACUGGUAUUACCCACAGAAGAUCCACCAUGGGCAGUUGAAAUAACACGAGUUGAAAGUACCAGGGAAGUUUGGGGGCGAUUGAGCAUGUCACCCUAUACUGAGCUGUUGGUUGCAUUAGAAAAAGAUAUGAGAGAUCAUUAUUCAUGUGUUGUGGAACCAGCUACAAAAGUAUAUUCAUUUCAUUAUUAUGCUGUUGAAUCAUGUGGUGCAUGGCAUCGUGUACAAAUUGAAAAUAUUGCUAUUAUUGAUGGCAAAGAAAAAGCAUAUGUUUUUUUUAUUGAUAUUGGAGAUAGAGAGUGGAUGGAUUGCAAAUUAUUGUAUCCAAUGUUACAGCAAUUUUAUAAAAUUGCUGCACAAGCUGUUAAAAUGAGUGUCUCAAGGCUUGAAGAUUUUGCUAGUUGUGAAAAAGUAACUGAUAUUGCUGAAGAGAUAUUAGACAGUAAAUUAUUAUAUAUUGAGGUACUUGACCAAGAAAUUGAUUCAUCUGGUGUCCAUAAUAUAACAAGUGUAUUUUGGGAUACAAGUACUGAAGAAGACAUUAAUUUAAAUGAAGAAAUCAUUCAAAAUAUUGAAGUAUUUUGUUCUCAAUCACCUUAUGUUGACAAAGCAAAUUUAAAAGUAUUAUUAACAAGUGUUGAUGAUGAUGGUAAUAUUUUUCUUAAAUCAAUGAAUGAUGCACUUGAUAUAUAUCAAAUUAUACUUGAUAAAGUAACCAAAGUUGAAUUAACAGAUGAUCUUAAAGAAAAAGUCAAGUUGGAAAAUUUAAAUAUUGAUAGAACAAAAAUUUUUGAAGAAAUAUUUUUAGUUGAUUAUAAUAAUGAUAAUAAAUGGGUUAGAGUCAAAAUAAUCAAAAUCUUGGACCUUGAUUUAUUCAAAGUUUUUGCCAUUGAUAAAGGUUAUAUAUUUGAUGUAGAAAAAUCCAAAUUAUUACGACUAGAAAUAUUAUCAAAAUUUCUCAAUAGUUUUCCACAGCAAGUCACACAAGUUACAUUGGAUGGAAUUAAUAAAUUAAAUCUAAAAAUGAUUAAAAGAUUAAAAGAAUUAACACCAAAAGAUGAAACGUUAUCAUGUCUUGUUAUUAAAUCUGGCAAAGUACCUUGUGUUGAACUUGUUAAAAGAACAACUGAUAAUUUAUUAGUAUCAAUCAAUUUGAAUUUAAAAGAAUAUCAAACAAAUAAUAAUACUAAAAUUGAUGACAAUAAAAUUAAAUCAAAAUAUAGACGUAGUAGUUUACCAAAUAAAAUUAAAUUAAGAGCACCAAUUGUUGCAACACGUGGUAAAGUAUUUAGUGCAUAUGUUACAAACAAUUGUGCAAAUCCAGAUAAUUUUAUUGUUCAGCCUCGUCAAAACAUCAACACUCUCAAGGAAAUGAUGAAAAAAUUAUCAGUAACUUGUGAUAAUUAUGAUGGUCCACAGUUGGAAAGAGUUCAAGCUGGUCAACUUUGUGCUGCUCAACACAGUGAUGGUCUUUGGUAUCGUGCUUAUAUCAAUCACAUUCUCAAUGAUCAAACAAUUGCUGUAUAUUUUUGUGAUUAUGGAAGCAUGAGUAUAACGUCAAUUGAUAAAUUACAACCAUUGGGUUCACUAUUUUUUGAUCUACCAUAUCAAGCAAUACGUGCUAAACUCAUUGGUAUAAAACCAAGAAAUGGUGAUUGGGAUAUGAAAACGUGCUUUGUAUUUCGCGAUCUUGUUGUUGAUAAAAACUUUGAAGCUACAAUUGAAGAUAUUGAAACUGAUAUUAUUAGAAAUUAUGAUAUUUUAGGAUUAAAAUUAACUGAUAAAACAUCACUUAGUCGAAGCAGAGAUAUCAAUCAAGUUUUAAUUGACAAAAACAUAGCUGUAUCAACUAUAUAAUUACUUAUUCUUUUUUUUUAAAUUAUUUCUCUUUUUAACAAAAUAGACGUUAAUUUAAAUUUGUUUAAUUAUUAUUAUCAUUUUUUUUUUUUUUUUUUUUAUAGCACAUAAGUAUUAAAUAAUUUUAAAUAAUAAAAUUAUAAAUAAAUGUCAUUUAAAUGUCGCCUAAAUGACAAUGAUUUAUUUAUUAAUUUUAUUUUAUUUAAAAUAUUAAUAUAAAAUAAAUAAUUAUUAUUCGAUAAAUAAUUAUUUUUAUUUUAUAUUUAUAUAUUAAAAAUGUGCCAAGAUGCAAAUAAAAAAAAAAAAAAAAAAGAAACAAACAAAUAAUAAUAAACAGUUAAUUAAAGAAAAAAAUUUAUUUCGAUUUGUUGACAAAUCAUAAUAAUAAUUUAUAUUUUUUAUUAAAAGAAAAAAAAUAUUAAAAAUUGUAUUAGAUGUAGUCAAUUAAUGAAAGGAUCUAAAAGAUAAUAAAUUGAUUGAAAUAAAAAUUAAACAUUUAUAUUGUUUAAAUAUUUACUUUAAAAUAGAAAAAAUAUAAAAUAAAAUGUUGUUAGAGGGGGGAUAUGUGACGUCAAUAAAUGAAGAGUGGGCUGGCCGGUACCAUUCAAAGCUUUAAAGUGUCCAAGUCAGCCACUUGUUGAGUGUCGAUGGAAAGGUAAACCAAGGGGCAGUAAAUAACAUCCGAAUAUAUCCUACAAUAAUGAUUUAAUUAAUCAGGAAUAAUAAACAUUGGAAAUAAUUAUUGGAUAUAUAUAAUAUUUGCUUUUUAUUUUAAUUAAAAUAUUUUUAAUAAUUUACUAAUAAAUGUUGUUAGUUUAAUCGGGUUUCUAGAUAAGAUGCAACUAAUUUGGCUGAUUGGAUAUGAUGUCACAGUAUGGAUUAAUAUA
This is a messenger RNA of Aphidius gifuensis, 4874 nucleotides long. RefSeq lists its product as uncharacterized. The transcript has 4 exons. NCBI's taxonomy places the organism in Eukaryota, Metazoa, Arthropoda, Insecta, Hymenoptera, Braconidae. Gene Ontology annotation, biological process: spermatogenesis. Bases 412 to 3987 code for a protein of 1191 amino acids. The record is from RefSeq and is a predicted model, not a curated record.